GUCAGUUCCCGGUAGUCAGUGGGGCGUCGGUCGAUAUUGGUCGAAGGUUGAACUGUUCCAACUGUGUAGAAUUGUGUAUAGCAUUAGCAGUGAUACCACACAGAAGUAAUCUGACAAGCAUGGAAAAUAAUAUGGAUGGAGCUGUUGGUGUAGAAGAGCAAUAUUCGUGGAUGGUGAUCAAGUUUGUUGAUGUAUUAGUUAAAAACAAGGACAUCGGGAUGAAGAUAGAUGAAACGCAGGAGAGAAUUCUGGCACUGAAGAAUGAACAGGCAAAAAUGCUUUAUCGUCAUGAAAAAAUAUCAGAAGCCUCAAAUCUCUUAGAGGUAUUGUGUGUGUCCUUCCUGACAGCAAAUAAGCAGUUGAGGGAAGGGAGCCUGGCAGAAAUUAAAAAAGCAUGGGACCAACGUAAAGCUGCAUCAGGAAAUCCAGAUGGUGGUAGUCCAAUGUCAGUGCUUGUUGACAGAAUGAGAAAUAUCAGUAUUGAAACUGAGGCAAACAAAGAGCUUGCACAGGGUGUGAGUUCAGGCCAUCAGCAAGAAGAUCGCAGAAACGAAGCAAAAUGGUUGUUAUCGGCAGAAAUGGCUUUGGGCUUGCAAUUUUUCCCUGUUCUGGCAGUUUUGGAGGAGGACCUUAUAAACCAAAACAAGCUUCUGCGUUUGGAACGUGCUCAGUUGGAAGAAAAAGUGAAAAGAACACUUUCAACUUUUGCUCGCAUUAAACUUGAUCUGAGCGGAUAUGAAGAUGAGUGUCGCAGACUGCAAAAUAUUUUACAGAAAUGCACUAGUACACUUUGGGCACCUGUUAAAACUGAAAUAAAUAAGAUGGCAUUUGAUCUUAAGGAAAUUGAGAUGAAUAACACAGCCAUGUUUCGUCAGUGGCAAGCACAUCACAAUAUCUUAUGUGAAAUUCUGGACGAUGUAAGAAUUUUUAACACACAAGCUAUUAAAGGGGGUGAAAAGAUAUGCCAGCUAUGCAAAAUUUGCAAACAGCUGAAUGCAGAAAGACUGGAAUUGGUUAAUCACUUCCUGGGGAUAAUUGAUAAAGAUCGAAAUACAUCUCUUGGAAAGAAAAAAUGAGAGAGUGAAUUGAAGUUUUUUCACUAUUGUGGUGAACCAUCAAAAUGGUCAUCAGAUGAACCACUGUCUUAAGUUAUUAAAGCAAAAUAUAAAUUUCAUUUUCAAUACAUGAAUGGUAGUCAUUUGUCUAAUGAAAUAGAAAUAAGACUUAAAGUGGAAUGAUUUUAGUGAAAAAUCUGUUGAAUGUAAGUUACUUUCAGUACAAAAGAUCCAGUGGACCUCUACAGUAUUCUCUAAUAACUAUAACUUAUUUAUUUUUAAACAUUUUAUUGUUUUCAUAAUUUAUCUCUUGUUAAAUUUUAUUGUUUUUAUGUUUUAUAUAGAAUAUUUUAUGUUAAUGUUAAUUGUUUGAUGAUGAUUUUUGUAAUUGACUGUUUUGUAAUAAGUG
Schistocerca piceifrons (Central American locust) is the source of this 1464-nucleotide messenger RNA. RefSeq lists its product as uncharacterized. Bases 120 to 1076 code for a protein of 318 amino acids. Gene Ontology annotation, molecular function: syntaxin binding. The record is from RefSeq and is a predicted model, not a curated record. Lineage: Eukaryota; Metazoa; Arthropoda; Insecta; Orthoptera; Acrididae. The transcript is spliced from 8 exons.